CACCGGCUCACUGUUCGCGUCGUCGCUGGCUACUUACAGCAACGUUUGCUCUUGACCGUCAUCUAUCCAAGCAAUUGCUUUGCGUGGUUUUCGUACCAUUGCAUCACCGCAAGGCAUGGCAAAUGCUGCGUUACAGGAAAUCUAUGAAAAAUAUGUCGAUAACGACAUUCCUGUGCGCCUGCUUGAUAUCACCGAUCUCGGGAACCUCAAGCUCUUCGAGAGAUGGGAGGUCAAGAAACACUUCCAGCCUGCCAUCUACGACAUCGUUGUCUCCGAUGAGGACGCAAACCCCAACAAUCCCGAUCGUGACGAGAAGCUCCUCGGCCUGGUGAAGGGCAUAGUCAGAUACGCCAUCUUCUCCCACAGGUGGGGAGACCUCGAGCCACUGUACACCCAUAUGGUGGAGAAGAUGCCAGACAACAUACGGGACGGGCCUGGGUAUGACAAACUCCAGAACUUUUGUAGAAAGGCGAAGGACAUGGACUGUACGUUCGCGUGGUCAGAUACAUGCUGUAUCGACAAGCGAAGUAGCGCGGAUCUGGACGAGAACAUCCGGUCUAUGUUCCGCUUCUAUCUCAACUCUCAUAUCUGCAUCGCCUAUCUCGCCAACUCGACCAAUCCUGCAAACCUAACCCAAGACGCAUGGUUCACGCGGGGCUGGACUUUACAGGAGCUCGUCGCGCCCUCUCGAAUCAAGUUCUACAUGGACGGCUGGAUGGAACACACCCCAGGGUCGCAUAACGACAAGAUCGCCGGUUCUCUUCUUCUAGCCCAGAUCUCUCAGAUCACAACCAUCCCCGAAUCAGAUCUUUCCCACUUUAAGCCCGGCACAGACCGCGUCAGCCAGAAGAUGUCGUGGGCCGCAGCACGGACUACCACACGCAUCGAAGAUAUGGCCUACUCCCUCAUUGGUAUCUUCGACGUCAGCCUCAUGGUCGCUUACGGGGAGGGAGAACGCGCUUUCUUCCGCCUCAUGGAGGCUAUCCUCCAGAGGUACAACAAAUGGGAUGUGUUCGCGUGG
Molecule: messenger RNA, 1021 nt
Organism: Coniophora puteana RWD-64-598 SS2
Lineage: Eukaryota; Fungi; Basidiomycota; Agaricomycetes; Boletales; Coniophoraceae
Exons: 2
Source: RefSeq, a predicted model, not a curated record